AAAUCUACAUACAAAAACAAAAUGAACUUCAACAAAAUUUUCGUUCUUUUGGCUGUCUUCAUUGCCGUUUUCGCUGGACAAACUGAGGCGGGAUGGUUGAAAAAGAUUGGCAAGAAAAUUGAGCGCGUGGGUCAACAUACUCGAGAUGCCACCAUCCAGACGAUUGCCGUAGCGCAACAGGCCGCCAAUGUUGCAGCCACUUUGAAGGGAUAAAUUGAAUCUGCUCGGAAGUUGUUACAACAAAUAUUUAUGUACUUAAAUUAGC
Molecule: messenger RNA, 265 nt
Organism: Bactrocera neohumeralis
Lineage: Eukaryota; Metazoa; Arthropoda; Insecta; Diptera; Tephritidae
Product: cecropin-1
Exons: 2
Coding region: 22-213 (63 amino acids)
Biological process (GO): antibacterial humoral response; defense response to Gram-negative bacterium; defense response to Gram-positive bacterium
Cellular component (GO): extracellular region
Source: RefSeq, a predicted model, not a curated record